Sceloporus undulatus (fence lizard) is the source of this 1967-nucleotide messenger RNA. It is a transcript of the gene SEC61A1, whose product is annotated as SEC61 translocon subunit alpha 1. Gene Ontology annotation, biological process: post-translational protein targeting to membrane, translocation; SRP-dependent cotranslational protein targeting to membrane, translocation. Gene Ontology annotation, molecular function: transmembrane protein transporter activity; ribosome binding; signal sequence receptor activity. Gene Ontology annotation, cellular component: membrane; Sec61 translocon complex. The transcript is spliced from 13 exons. Lineage: Eukaryota; Metazoa; Chordata; Lepidosauria; Squamata; Phrynosomatidae. The coding region runs from base 467 to 1738 and encodes 423 amino acids. The record is from RefSeq and is a predicted model, not a curated record.
AAUCCUAGCCCAGCACUCCAAACAAUACAUCACAGUGGAAUUCUCCUGUGGUGAAGCCCAGGAGUUAGCUUCCAAUCUGACUGCAAAAAGAAGCCUAACCAUAUCCUUCCUACAGGAAGAGAAAGGCAAACAACAAAUGUUGUUAUUGUCAUCUUCUUCAAACCAGCCAGUUAUCACUUUUCAAGAAGAUCAGCUGGCUUUUCAGACUCCAAAGAUGUGGCAACCAAACAAAAAAAUGGGCUGUUGGCUGGACUAGUUUAGCUCCGGGAGACCAACCAAAGACUUCAUCCAGGCCUAUCCAUGAAGUACACAUGUUAAAUUCCUUGAAGUAAUAAAGCCCUUCUGUGUUAUCUUGCCUGAGAUCCAAAAACCGGAAAGGAAGAUCCAAUUCAAAGAAAAGGUACUAUGGACUGCUAUCACCCUCUUCAUCUUUUUGGUUUGCUGCCAGAUUCCUUUAUUUGGUAUUAUGUCUUCAGACUCAGCAGAUCCUUUCUACUGGAUGAGAGUUAUUCUGGCUUCAAACAGAGGCACAUUGAUGGAGCUGGGCAUUUCUCCCAUUGUCACUUCUGGCCUCAUCAUGCAGUUGCUGGCUGGUGCCAAAAUAAUUGAAGUUGGGGAUACGCCAAAAGACAGAGCUCUCUUCAAUGGCGCACAGAAAUUGUUUGGCAUGAUCAUCACCAUUGGUCAGUCUAUUGUGUAUGUAAUGACUGGGAUGUAUGGAGACCCUUCAGAGAUGGGAGCAGGAAUCUGUCUGCUAAUCACCAUUCAGCUUUUUGUUGCUGGGUUGAUAGUUCUUCUCCUGGAUGAACUUCUCCAAAAGGGAUAUGGUCUUGGUUCUGGAAUUUCCCUCUUCAUUGCCACUAACAUCUGUGAGACUAUUGUAUGGAAGGCUUUCAGUCCAACUACAGUGAACACUGGGCGAGGCAUGGAAUUUGAAGGAGCCAUCAUUGCCCUGUUCCAUCUGCUGGCUACUCGCACAGAUAAAGUCAGAGCUCUCAGGGAAGCCUUUUAUCGUCAGAACCUCCCCAAUCUCAUGAACCUCAUUGCCACCAUAUUUGUCUUUGCUGUUGUCAUUUACUUCCAGGGUUUCAGAGUGGACCUCCCUAUAAAAUCUGCCCGCUACCGUGGCCAGUACAAUACUUAUCCCAUCAAACUCUUCUACACCUCCAACAUUCCCAUCAUUCUCCAAUCUGCGCUGGUGUCCAACUUGUAUGUUAUAUCACAGAUGCUCUCUGCUCGUUUCAGUGGCAACCUGUUGGUUAGUCUGCUAGGUACUUGGUCGGAUACUUCAUCUGGAGGUCCUGCCCGUUCGUAUCCCGUGGGUGGGCUGUGUUAUUACUUGUCACCUCCUGAAUCUUUUAGUUCGGUACUAGAAGACCCUGUCCACGCAGUCGUUUACAUUGUGUUUAUGUUGGGCUCUUGUGCUUUCUUCUCUAAAACAUGGAUUGAAGUCUCUGGCUCUUCUGCCAAAGAUGUUGCUAAGCAACUGAAGGAACAACAGAUGGUUAUGCGGGGUCACAGAGAAACCUCCAUGGUUCAUGAACUCAACAGAUACAUUCCUACAGCUGCUGCGUUUGGUGGCCUCUGCAUUGGUGCCCUCUCUGUGCUGGCAGACUUCCUUGGGGCAAUUGGCUCAGGCACUGGAAUCUUGUUGGCUGUCACUAUCAUUUAUCAGUACUUCGAAAUCUUUGUAAAGGAGCAGAGCGAAGUUGGCAGCAUGGGAGCACUUCUCUUCUAAAUACGUUGUCCUGUGGACCCUAGGGGAGGGUGAAGAGUGUCCUAGGAUUUUAAAAAAAUCAGAUGAAAAAGAUUAACAGCAACACAGUAACAUGGGCACAUUGCUUUAAUUGGAACACUUUAUUUUAAUGUUUCCCAAAGCACAUUCCUUUGGUUCAAACUUUGUUAGUAUUCAGUUGAUGUUUUAUAAAUCACUGGAAAAUGUGCAAAAAAACCUUUAUAGAAAAUAA